AUGAAAGGAAGCUCAAGCAAUGGAAGAACAGUACCCCCAACGCAGUUGCAGAAGCCCAAUUUUGAUGAUUUUAAUCAGAAACUCGACAAACAAAGGAAGAGAGUGCCAUUUCAGAGAAAUUUCCUUAUGGAUAGAAAAUCUGAAGAUAGAGGUUUAGUAGCCAAAAACAAUAGGGUUUUUCAUGCAACGGGGUCUUCAACAGUUGGCGGUUCAGGUCUUGCAAUACGUUAUACAAAUGUGAUUCACUUGGCUGAAAAAUACUUGGAUUCAGCAGCAUUAGUAGAUCAUGAAGAACAUGAAUCCUUAUACCAAAUGCUGCAGAGGAAGAUGAGUUGUUGGUUGUCGGGUGGAGAGAUGCAAUGGCGACGAUUUUGCAAUGGCUUGCACCUACGGCGAACGACACAAUGA
Molecule: messenger RNA, 408 nt
Organism: Fraxinus pennsylvanica
Lineage: Eukaryota; Viridiplantae; Streptophyta; Magnoliopsida; Lamiales; Oleaceae
Source: the annotation of a GenBank genome assembly